Alternaria metachromatica is the source of this 1107-nucleotide messenger RNA. RefSeq lists its product as uncharacterized. The transcript has 3 exons. Bases 1 to 1107 code for a protein of 368 amino acids. The record is from RefSeq and is a predicted model, not a curated record. Lineage: Eukaryota; Fungi; Ascomycota; Dothideomycetes; Pleosporales; Pleosporaceae.
AUGGGUACGACUGCGACAGAAGACGUCCACACCAUAGGCAAGAUUGCCAUAGGCAAGGCGCAAGCGAACUUGGAAGAGACGCCAACUGAACCAUUCCUGCCACCGCAGGCCAGCGGCUCGUACAAAGUUGAUGAACGGGUUGUCGCAGAGGUUGUAACUCUCGGAAAGAUAGGAAGGCACAUGUGCGAAGGCGAAUAUGAGUCGCUCAAAGCCAUCUAUGCCAUCUCGCCCUCGUUCGUCCCCCAGCCAUAUGCCUGGGGCAAGCUCGAAGGUGCAGACGAGACGUGUUUCUUACUUGCGGCUUUUCGAGAUGUUGGUGAACAGCCCGCAGAUCCGGUCAAGCUGGCUGCGGGACUCGCUGACAUGCAUCAACGGUCCGUCUCACCAACUGGCAAAUUCGGGUUCCAUUUCUCGACAUGCCAUGCCCGAAUCGCUCAGGCUGUCGAUACAUGGGAAGACUCUUGGUGCACGCUGUAUGGCCGACAUCUAGGCCACGUCAUGGAGCUGGCUAAGCCAAUCCUCAAUUGGCCUGAGUUCGACGUGGUGUGCGAUCUGACGCUCCAGAAGGUUGUGCCCCGUCUUUUGUUGCCGCUCCAAGCAGAAGGUCGUGUGCUAAAACCGUGUCUCAUCCAUGGUGAUUGUUGGGAUGGCAACACCGCGAUGGACGCUAAAACGGGCGAGGCUUUCGUGUUCGAUGUCUGCUCUUUCUACGGGCACAACGAAUACGACACUGGUAAUUGGAGAGCGCCGCGUCAUCGUUUGAGCAGUAAGGCAUAUAUCCGGGCCUACAAGCGCAACUUCCCGGUAUCUGAACCUGUCGAGGACUGGGAUGCGCGCAACCUGCUAUACUCGUUAACAUUCAACAUUGGCAACACGAUCUACAUUCCAGGAUCUCAGCAACGCGAGGUCGUGUACGACGAUAUGACUACGCUGUGCAAGCUCUUCUGCCCAGACGAGUUGAAAGCCGCGAUGGAUAAACUCGCGAGAGAUGCCGCUGGCGUCAAGAGCUUGCAAUCGGGUCGCGCGAGGGUUGAUGAGGUUGUCGGUAACACCGGGGUCGGUGCGCAGGAAGAAGAAGAAGAAGAGGAAGAAGAACUGCCACUCUGA